CGUGCUUCUGUCUCAGCGACAACAUGGCGCCGUCCAAGAAGCACAACGUGAAGAAGAGCGGCACAGAAACUACAUCCAAACAAAGUAUAAACAGCAAAACAGAGCUAAUAUUACAAAGCAGAAAACAUGCUAACAGUAUUUUCGACCUGCUGGAGUAUCUACAGUCUGAAAAAGAGAAAGAGGUCGUUUUUGCGAUUAACGCCUGCCAGAAGUUAUUCUGCGAGUUAAUGGAGAGAGGAGAGCUCUAUGUUGGACAGCUGCCGAAAGAAGAUGAGAUUCUCCAAGGUGAUCGAGAUGCAGAUGAAAAGUACCACAUUUUUAUAAGACACCGCUAUAACAGCUGUGUGGAGCUGCUGCUCGAGAACAUCAGUAACGAAUCUUACCAAGUAAAGGAGAGUGCGCUCUGUGCCGUGAUGAAGUUUGCAGAAGUUGAAGGGAAGCAUCCUCUGCACAAACACGACUGGAGUCAGCAUUACAGUUUUCCCAAAGAGCUCAUUUCAGGAGUGGUCUGGGCUCUGCUCUCAGAGAAAGAGGACAUGGCUCUGCUCAUCUCCAGGUUUCAGGAGUUUCUAGAGAUGGAUGACAUGCGCUACUAUGUCAUGAAUUCAGCACGAGACAACAUACAAAGAGUGAUGGACAGAAACAAACGGGCUGAGAUGCCCGUGUACCAAAACAAUGUCUUUGCACUGCUCACGAACAUCACCAUUCCGAGCCAGGCUUCAGAAAUCACCAACUUCCUGGUCAAGCAGGAGGUUAAACCUGAGGACUGGAAGGCGGCCAAAUUAAAAGAGCACAAGCGGGCAUUUGAGCUGAUGUGGCUGACCUUCCUGAAGUACAAGUUACCCAUGAGCAUGUAUAAAAAGGUGCUGGUCAUUCUGCAUGACUCGAUUCUGCCCCACAUGAGUGACCCCAAGCUGAUGAUCGACUUCCUGACUGCAGCGUAUAACGUCGGUGGUGCCAUCAGUUUACUGGCUCUGAAUGGACUUUUCGUCCUCAUCCACGAGCACAACUUAGAUUAUCCUGAUUUUUAUAAGAAGCUGUACAACCUGCUGGACCCAUCUGUCUUCCACGUGAAGUACAGAGCACGAUUUUUCCACCUCACCAACAUCUUCCUGUCCUCAAGCCAUCUACCAGUUUACCUCGUCGCAGCGUUUAUCAAGCGACUGUCUCGGCUCGCCCUGACCGCUCCCCCGACUGGCUUGCUCAUAGUACUGCCGUUUAUUUGUAACCUGAUCCGCAGACACCCUUCGUGCAGAGUCCUAAUCCACAGACCCAGUGCUGCCGAUGAGAUGUGUGCAGAUCCUUAUGUAAUGGAGGAAGAGGAUCCUGCUGAGUGCCAUGCCCUAGAGAGCAGUUUAUGGGAAAUUAAGAGCCUGCAGAAUCAUUACCAUCCAGAUGUUUCUAAAGCAGCCAAAGCAAUAAACCAAGCUCUACCCAAACCCGAGGAUGAUAUCAGCGAGCUUCUCGAACUGUCCACUUUUGAGCUGAUGGAGCAAGACCUGAAGAGCCAAAGCAAGUCAGUGCCACUCGAGUUUGAUUCAGCCACUGGUUUGCUUCAGAGUCCCAGAGAAGUGCUGGGUCUCCACUUCUCCCUGGAGUAAUCUCUGUACAGUACAACGAUCCAAUGCCGAUCUCUUUCUGUUUCUGUCUUUAAUGUUGUUGUUUUUUUUUUUUUUCCUAUAUUUCCAACAUUGUAAAGGUACAUGCAUCCUAAAGAGUGACUAAAUCUCAAAUAAAGAGAUCAAAUGUUUGUUGGA
This is a messenger RNA of Clarias gariepinus (North African catfish), 1757 nucleotides long. It is a transcript of the gene noc4l, whose product is annotated as nucleolar complex associated 4 homolog. The record is from RefSeq and is a predicted model, not a curated record. Gene Ontology annotation, cellular component: small-subunit processome; Noc4p-Nop14p complex; nucleolus. The transcript is spliced from 15 exons. Bases 24 to 1601 code for a protein of 525 amino acids. NCBI's taxonomy places the organism in Eukaryota, Metazoa, Chordata, Actinopteri, Siluriformes, Clariidae. Gene Ontology annotation, biological process: ribosome biogenesis.